ACAUACUGUUAACUCUUUGGUAGGACUAGGAUGUAUAUAAUAUACUUCAAGGACACUUCAAUUCAAGUGAAGACAAAAAUUCAUAAAAUUCAAAAUUAUUUACAGCCAAACAAUGAAUUUUAAUUUAAAACACAAAAUUUUAUGAGCUUGUGAAUUUAAUAGAAUGUAUUAAACAACCCAACGUGAAUAAAUACAAAUUUUGAAGGUGUUAAGAUCACAGCCACCAGUCACCACAGCUUACAGUUUUAUUUCUAAAAGUUUAUUAACAUACAAUGGCAGAAUGGAAACACUUAAUUACUGAAUGGCUUAGCGAAUAUGCUGCCUUGAGAGAAAAUGAAAUAAAAAGUUUUGCAGCUGAGCAUGAACACAAUCAUGAGAUAGCAACAGCACUAUUUAAUCUUUUAUACAGAGAAGAUGAAAAGGAAGGAUUUGCUAACAUAAAAAACCAAGAUGAUGAUCUUGAUCAACAGAUGUUAGAAAAUGUUUGUAUACAACUAUUUAGUUUCUAUCGUUCAAAAGAAGUAGAACUCCAGAGAUUCACGCUGCAAUUUGUUCCAACUUUAAUCUAUCGAUACUUAAGUUCAGUUGCUCAAAGCAUUACAAAAUCAUGCAGGUGCAUUGAAACCUUACUCAUAGGUCUGUAUAACUUUGAAGUUGUUGAUGAAAAUGGCAAACCAAAAGUUGUUUCCUUCAGAUUACCCUCUUUAGCUCAAGCAUCUAUAUAUCAUGAGCCGUUAUCCUUAGGAUCACAAUUUCUUACGGAAAGUGCUCUGAGGCGAUGGGAAGAGUGCAACACGAAGCUGGUGAGCUGGGGCCCUCACGCUCAGGUGGAGGUGAUCAAUGCACAAAACCGCCUGAAAGUCAUGGCAGCUCUCUUCUUUGUUUACAAUCGCCAACUGAGUCUUUUGCCAAAGCUUGCAUUAAGGCAUUUUUGUAUUGCUUCAUCCAGAAUAGUUACACAAGGAUUCCAUAAAAAAGUUGCUUCAAGUUCAAAAUCAAUUCCAAGGAUACCAGUGUCUUCAAACUUUCUCCUAGAAAUGAUAGAGGGUGCAUAUUUUGCAAUGUUUAAUGAAUUCUACACGUUAGCUCUCCAAGCUAUAAAGGAUAUAGACAAGCGAGCGCAAUACGAGCUCCUUCCAGAUGUCAUGCUGGUCACCAGUGCUGUCAUUAACUCAAUGAAGAAUAAUCCAUCUGGUCAACCAUGUGAUGGCCCCAUGGGUAUCAGCGUGGCGCUGUCACCUGCCACCACAACAGUAACUAUGUCUAAAUCAAUGAUAACCAAUGCAUCAUUCCGCACUAAAAAGUUACCAGAUGACAUUCCUAUCCAAGCUGGUCAAGUAGUGCCAACGGACUCGGCAGACUUGCUCACUUCGAUCAUAGAAGAGGCAGAAUCGGACGCUGCUCCUAUACAACGAGGCGCCGGCGUGCGCAACUCUAAACCGAAGCUGAGCUCAUUUCCUGUACUCGGCAAAAAGAAAGAAUCUAAAGACAAAACAGGGGCCUCCUCUGACAAGAAAGUUACCGUCAAAGACUCAUCGAAGGGAAUAUGGAACUCCCUCAGCGGUGGUGGAGACAUGGUCGAUGCACAACAAAAACCUAACGUAAUAGAAACUUUCGACGGCAAUGGCAGCCUCAAAGACGAAAUUUCUAUGACUUCAGCCCACAACAGCGCCGAAAACUCUGACUCACGGUCGCAGUUGACGACUGACUCUUUGGAUAUAGAGACCACGCCGCGAUUCGCGGCCAUGCAAGUUAGUUCGGUGUAAAAUUAUGCCGCCUGUUACAGUAAGUAUUAUAAAGUUAAAACAUGAGUGCUUGGAAUAAUCAAGCAUAGCCGCAAUGCGUCACCGUAACUCCCCGAGUAUGGAAUACUCAAACUAUGAUUACACAAAGUAGCAUGCUAACAAUCUUACAUGUAUGAACUAUGAGGUCUUGUCUGUGUAGUGUUACAGUUAGAACUCUUAUCCUGUCAAAAGUUACUGCAAUUAUGGUUGUAAUGUACUAAUUAUGGAAAUUGGGCAAGAAUAGCUUUACUAAUAAAAAAUAUUGGGCGAUAGUGCUUUAAGCUGAAUAAUAUCGGUUACAAAAUGGUUUUAAACCCUGAGUCUCCUGAUCAGCCCCCCGAUUGUGUAAGAAAGAACGUAUUCAUCGUAAUCGAUCGAUCGUGUUAAUUAUGUCCCUUGUUUGGUUGAAUUUGCUGUUCAAAUUUUUCCACAGCCAACCAAUUACAAUGACGAUGAAUACGUUUUUCUUACACAAUCGGGAGCUGAUCUGAGUGAUUGUAAAUUGGCAACGCCAGGAAACUUGCUUUGGACUUCGCGCUUUACAAAAUUACCGACAAGACUGUGGAGUCGGUGUACCGAUAGUGUUUGGGCUACAUUCGACCUGAUUUUAUAUGGAUUAAUUAUAAUUUAUUCUAACGAAGAAGACCGGAAUUUCAGACGAAACUACUUUCGACCAACCUUUAUUAUAGUCAAAAGUAUUUUUGACUUUAAUGCAAUGAAAAGAAGUUUUGUCCGUAAAAUAGUUUUGGAGCUGUAACAUUUUAGAUGAGUAAGUAUUCCAUGUUUGGGGAAGAACCUUAAAAAACGAGCAGUGGCAACCUUAAAUAUUGUUUUGUACUUAUAUGGUGGAUGUUUGCUUUUUUAGUAAGAGGCGUUGUAAAUUGUAUUAGUAUACUAAGUCACUAUAUUGACAUUGGUAGGUGGUCUAAGCACAUAUCUAAUUAUGAAAGUAUGAAAAAAUGUAUAAACAUCAGCAAAAAUAAAAUAUAAUAUAUAAUUAUGUACCUGAACUGCAAACCUUAUUUAUUACAUCUUAUGCCGUAAGUUAAUUAUUUCGUUGAAGACGUGUCCUUUAUUUGAGUCUUCUAAUAUAUUAAUAUAUUUGUUUACUGCGGUUACGACUAUGGUUUUUGUAGCGCUGAAUGUAACAAAAAUGCCCUGUACAUUCUAUAAGUUCAAUAAAUAUAAAUAAAUAAAUACAUUUAUCAAUAUCAGAUCUAUAAGCUCUACGCCUGAGGCAAUCUAUAACCCAAACUAUUUAUUCAAUAAUUCAAUUAAGUACCUACUAAAAAAUAUUAUUUGAGCUCUUGCGAGUCAUGUGAAGAAUCUACGUAGCAACCACACACCGUCAAGGAAUUCAAAAAUCGAGCUCGCCAGAGCUCAGAAGGUGAUUUCGUGAAAUAAGGUUUUGCAGAAAGUAGAAAAUAAUAUAGACAUACAUAUUACUGAAAAUUGCAAAUUAAAUCGAUGUUCUAUAGCCUUGUGUAGAAAUGCCGGUUAGGUACGAUGAAAUUUUUGUUGUUCUUGUUUAUUGUUACCAGGGAAAUUAUUUAUUAAUAUAUUCAUGUUAAUUCUGAAAAGUU
Messenger RNA from Maniola jurtina (meadow brown), 3367 nucleotides. It is a transcript of the gene Hyccin, whose product is annotated as hyccin. Gene Ontology annotation, cellular component: plasma membrane. The record is from RefSeq and is a predicted model, not a curated record. NCBI's taxonomy places the organism in Eukaryota, Metazoa, Arthropoda, Insecta, Lepidoptera, Nymphalidae. The coding region runs from base 273 to 1766 and encodes 497 amino acids. The transcript has 8 exons. Gene Ontology annotation, biological process: protein localization to plasma membrane; phosphatidylinositol phosphate biosynthetic process.